AUCGGAUUGAUGAUUCGGAGUGAUCUCCCUUAAGAAAAAAAAAGAACGUGUUCCACUAGCGUGGCCUAUGCGUAUUUUUAUCGAGACAUUUUAGGCAUUUGUGGAUACAGAAUAGCAAUCUUAAUAGGUUAGUCAUGGAAAGUGAAGCCAAUGCACUGAGGGGAAAACCGAAGUCAGGACGUGUGUGGAAAAGGGUUCGAACUAACAGAUUUUCAGAUUUUCUGAGAGUGAAAUGUCAGAAAACAUCAUGGGAAGAGAAAAUGGCGAAGAAAAAAGAACAGCAAGCAAUCAAAGACUUAGAAAAAAAGCUUAAAGAGCAGAAGAUAGAAAAGAUACAGUUAAAAAGACAGAGACGUGAGGAAAAUAAAAAAAGACGUCUUGAAAAUGAAAGAAGAGCAGAAAUUGUCCAGCCGAUAAAGAAUACCAGAAAGCUGAAAAGAAUAAAGAAGAAGCAACUACGUCAAAUUGAAAAACGAUAAUCAUCAUUUAUUUAAAGACAGAGUUUUUGCUGUCUGGCAGGAAAGAAUGGAUUCAAUCUGGCAGUGGGAGAUGAGGGUAUUUAUCAGGCAGCAAUAUGUGGUUGUCUGUUUUUUGGUGCACACCUGUUAUGGAGAUCACAUGAACAGAUUUGCAGGAAAGAAAUGACUGAUCAUAGACAAUAGAUCACAGAGGAUCUAGUUCAUACUUGUUGACUCACAUAGAUCCAGAAGGCAGCAGGAGAGAAAAUGUUGCAAGGAAAAUUAACUGGUCUGUAGAGCAGAAAACACUGAACACCUGUAGUGAAGCUGGAAAUUAUUCCAGAAAAUGAAAAACUGGAAUUGAGAUAGCACAGACAUGGAGUUUGAGAUUGUUAGACAAUGAAGAAGACAACAAUGCGGCACAGACUGAGGAAAACAGUCUAGAACAGCAGGCAAUGCAGGUAAAAGCAUGGAUCAACAAUAUUCAGCAAACCAAACAUGAAGAAAGCCCAAUGGUACCACCAAAAAAAAUAGGAACAUAGAGAGUAGUCGCCCUCCAAAUGUUUAGGUGAUGGGAAAUCACAUAAAGUUUUACCAGAAAUUUUAAGUAUGCAAAUGAUUACCGAACGUGUGUCAAGAAUAAAAGAUGUUUUUGAAUGAUGUAAAAUGUAUUGGUUGCAGUGAAUGUCCAUGCUGUAUGUUAAUAAAAACAAUGCAUGUGAUUGUGUACUGUGUCGGUGUGCUUGAAUUUAAGACGUUCAGCAUGUUAGUCAACAUAUUCUUUGUCAGCAAUAUAUGCAACAUUCAAUUCAUUUGCAUCCUCUUUAUUUCAAAUCUGAAAUUACACGUUUCAUUUCUAUCCUCGCCAAUAAUAUAUCAGUUUGUGCUGCAGAUGGCAUGGUGCAAACGUGCAUGUAAAUUAUGAAAUGAGCAAAAUAAAAAUUGAUAAAACUACCA
This is a messenger RNA of Pomacea canaliculata, 1415 nucleotides long. RefSeq names its product coiled-coil domain-containing protein 86-like. Lineage: Eukaryota; Metazoa; Mollusca; Gastropoda; Architaenioglossa; Ampullariidae. The record is from RefSeq and is a predicted model, not a curated record. Bases 135 to 479 code for a protein of 114 amino acids. The transcript is spliced from 4 exons. Gene Ontology annotation, cellular component: nucleolus.